GGACAGACGACUAAUAAGAUUCCUCUGGCGCCUCGCCGCUUGCGGGGUACGGCAAGCUGCUUUAUACGUCUCUCAUCAUCGCCUCAAGGCUCGUGUCACCCGAACGCAAAUAAAGAGCAAACUUUUUUGCUUAGUGCUUCCUUAAGCUCGCAUGUGUUACUCCGUGGAUAUUGACAUCAACACCGGAUACUCUAUUCUUCUUUGCGAGGCAAUUCCCCUCAAAAUUUAAACCUGCAAUUUGAUGCUUUCAACCUUGAGAUCAUACAUCAUGACAACGCCAAAGCCUGAUCCUCCGGCUCCUCUCCAGUCAACUUGGCACGUCGCCGCUGCAGCUGGGGAGCCUAUCGCCAUGGUUCGUGUACGCAAUCUGCAGGGUGUGUUGCCCGUGGGCCGGGAUGCCUGGGGCCGGCCCAACAAGCCGCAGCCGGCGUUGAUCAGCACCGAAGUCUCGUUCGCACGCCCUUUUGGCGCUGCGUCCGAGUCCGACAAGGUGAAUGCAGAAACAGCACACUAUGGAAACCUGAGCAAGAACCUGCUCAACAGCUUGAAGAUAUUCGAGUCCUCGAGCCCGCCAAAGAAUCCCGCCGUUGCGGCCAAGGCGGAGGCGGAGGGACCGAGCUCGGGGGACGUUUUCGAGCUACUGUGGGUUGGGCUCACUGGCCGGGUGGUGGAUGGGAGCUUGCGCGCUCUGCCGUUAGAUCGGGUCCCUUUCCUAGACACAGACCGGCUAAGGGGUCUGUCUCUAACUGUGCACCUGCCCAAGGCAAGCCUACUGGGUUCGGGUGUGAGCUUGACAGUAACAGCCUGCUUUCAAGAGGGACCAGAGAAGAAUCCGCUCAAGAGCUAUGCUAGGAGUUUGAAGAUACAUGAACUACGAGUCCCUGUCCUUAUCGGGGUAAACGAGAAUGAAAGAAAGGCGAAGCAGAUGGUGAUUGCAGACGUGGAGAUCGACAGGUUAGACAUCGCACGGGAUAUUCACCCGGAGCUUGAGAACAUCAUAACUGAGACAAUGGCAGCCUCCUCAUUUGAGACAUUGGAAGCGCUAGGAGCGCUUGUGACCGGAAAGAUUCUCGAUGAAUUCAAGUUCGAGGAUAGGACAGGACGAGAAAGAGGUUGGCAGGUGAAGAUAACGCUAGGUAAGCCCAUUGCUGUGCCAUUUGCAGAUAGUCCAGAAGUAGUUAUCAAGGCAGGAGCAGAUCUGUAAUAAACAGCAAAUUUCAUA
Molecule: messenger RNA, 1222 nt
Organism: Truncatella angustata
Lineage: Eukaryota; Fungi; Ascomycota; Sordariomycetes; Amphisphaeriales; Sporocadaceae
Product: Dihydroneopterin aldolase-domain-containing protein
Exons: 2
Coding region: 242-1204 (320 amino acids)
Biological process (GO): folic acid-containing compound metabolic process
Molecular function (GO): dihydroneopterin aldolase activity
Source: RefSeq, a predicted model, not a curated record